GCUGGCAAUACAGCUAAGGGAAAGGAAGGGAGACAGAGGCAGAUAAAGCUGCAAGCACUGAAUAAGCCAGAGCCUCAACAAACCAAAGGAGGAGGGUAUUUAAAGUAGCACACCGACAAGUGAGAUUAAUUGCAGCAGUAAAUGUAAUACAGGGAAUUCAAUAUAAGACCUCAGCAGACCUUAUAUCAACUUAAAGACUCACAUCAGAAAAAAAGGAGAAGCAAGCACUUACAGUUCAGAAGAGAACUAGCAGCAAAACAUGAAUGUAGAGAAGAAGUGAACAAAGCAAGGGCGAAUGCAAGCACUGGAACUACUAGAACCGAAGUCUGCAAGGAAAGCAGAACUUGCUGAUUUUGAAGGCAGAAUGAACUGGAUCAAAGAGCAGCUACUGCAGAGAGUGAGGUGCCCAGAGAAUGCAGAAAAAAGCAGGAGUAUGGAGCAGUGAACAAUCUCAAGAGACACAACGCUGUUGCCAAUAGCAUAAAAGAGAGAUUCAGCUUUACUAGCAAAUGUGUCUGUAACCAUAACCAGCUCUAGACCAGCCCACAAAAUAACACUUACAGAGCAAUUCAUCUUAACCCAAUAAGGACAGAUCCUAACCAGUGUCUAUCUUGCACACACGGAGAAAGCUGUGGGUGAAUGAGCAGUUUACGGCACAGUGAGUGACCACAGAGGAUCCACAGAAAAGUCCAACGUGGCAGUCCGCAGUCUGUUUCCCAAGUACUCUGACCAACAGGGAAUAUCAUUCAAGGCUAGGCUCUUGGGAAGAACAAACAUUGAGAGAAUUCAUUUAGGAUGGAGGCACGAUUUGGGCUGUCCCUGCUUCGUUUGACUUUGCUGAUUAUUUUGCGAUUUGGCAAGGCAGAAGCUGCACAAAAAGGAAGCAAUAAUGGUGAGGUGCUGCCAGAGUCCCUACCAUCGGCCCCAGGAACCCUGCCUCACUUUCUAAUGGAGCCGGAGGAUGCCUAUAUUAUCAAAAGCAAUCCUAUCCAUCUGCGAUGUAGAGCUAUGCCAGCUAUGCAGAUCUUCUUUAAAUGUAAUGGAGAAUGGGUACAUCAAAAUGAGCAUGUGUCCGAGGAAAGUGUUGAUGAAGCUACAGGUCUUAAAAUUCGUGAGGUCUACAUUAAUGUAACCAGACAGCAAGUGGAGGAUUUCCAUGGAUCAGAAGAUUAUUGGUGCCAGUGUGUCGCCUGGAGCAACUUGGGCACAUCAAAGAGCAGAAGGGCAUUUGUGCGUAUAGCAUACCUGAGAAAAAAUUUUGAACAAGAUCCAAAAGGAAAAGAGGUUCUCAUUGAUACUAUGAUUGUCUUGCACUGCCGACCACCAGAGGGAAUACCAACAGCAGAGGUGGAAUGGCUUAAGAAUGAAGAGCCUAUUGACACCCUAAUGGAUGAAAACAUUGACACAAGAGCCAGUCACAACCUAAUCAUACGGCAGGCUCGCCUCUCAGAUUCUGGCAACUACACCUGCCUAGCAACCAAUAUUGUCGCUAAGAGAAGAAGCACAUCAGCCACAGUGGUUGUUUUUGUGCAUGGAGGUUGGUCUUCUUGGGCAGAAUGGUCGCCAUGUAAUGUGCGCUGUGGAAAAGGAUUUCAGAAGCGUUCCAGGACUUGCACCAACCCUGCACCCCUGAAUGGUGGCACUUUCUGUGAUGGUCCAUCAGUGCAGAAGAUAACGUGUAAUGCUUUAUGUCCUGUGGAUGGCAAUUGGGAUGUGUGGAGUGAAUGGUCAGUCUGCAGUCCAGAAUGUGAGCAACAACGUGAUAGGAAGUGCACUGCUCCUGCACCAACUAACGGAGGGAAACCAUGUGAAGGGCUCAGCCAGGAGUCAGAAAACUGCACCGAGGGAUUGUGCAUCCAAGAGAAAAAACCUCUUCAUGAAAUUAGACCACAAAGUGCCGAGAAUGCAAGUGACAUUGCCCUGUACUCUGGUCUGGGAGCAGCCAUCAUCGCCGUUGCUGUGCUGGUGGUAGGGAUUACUUUGUACAGAAGGAGCCAGAGCGAGUAUGGCGUGGAUGUUAUUGAUUCGUCUGCCUUGACAGGAGGCUUUCAGACCUUCAAUUUCAAAACUGUCCGACAAGGUAACUCUCUCCUCCUGAACUCAUCUCUCCAGCCUGAUCUAACAGUGAGCAGAACCUAUAGUGGCCCAAUCUGCUUUCAAGAUCCAAUGGACAAAGAUUUGAUGACAGAGUCUUCAAUAUUUAACCCUCUUACAGACAUUAAGGUGAAAGUUCAGAGUUCCUUCAUGGUGUCUCUGGGAGUGACUGAAAGGCCUGAUUUCCAAGGAAAGACCAUUUCUGGGUCAUUUCCUCAUGGUAAUAACAGGUGUUUUGGGACGCUGCAUAGCAGGAACAAACUUCCCUACAUCCAGAAUCUCUCAUCUAUUUCAUCCAAGCCAGAAAUGAGAGUCAGUGGACAUUUUGGCCAUCAAGGAGGACGCUUAGUGAUGCCAAGUACAGGGGUGAGCCUGUUGAUCCCACACAAAGCUAUAGCAGAAGACAACUCAUGGGAAAUAUUUCUCACAGUCAAUCAAGGGGAACCAAGCUUGCCGUUGGAAGGAGCAGAGGUUCUUCUGGGACCCGAGGUUACUUGUGGACCACUUGAUAUCACCUUGUCCACUCCAGUUGCCUUGACAAUUCCGCACUGUGCUGAGGUCAGCUGUGAACACUGGAAUAUCCGCUUAAAAAGAAAAUCCCAACAGGGAAAAUGGGAGGAAAUCAUGUCCACGGAUGAUGAAACAACAUCCUUUUAUUGCCUUUUGGACCCAUUUUCCUGCCAUAUUCUGUUGGACAGCUUUGGGACUUAUGCUUUGGUUGGGGAACCACUGACAGAUUGUGCAGUGAAAGAACUCAAGGUGGCCGUUUUUGGCUGUAUGUCCUGCAACUCUUUGGAUUACAACCUUAGGGUUUACUGCAUAGACAACACUCCUUGUGCAUUCCAGGAGGUUCUUUCAAAUGAAAGACAUCAAGGUGGACAAUUGCUGGAAGAACCAAAGUUGCUUCAUUUCAAGGGGAACACAUUCAGCAUUCAAAUUUCUGUUCUUGACAUCCCUCCUUUCCUCUGGAGGAUAAAGCCCUUUACUGCAUGCCAGGAGGUCCCCUUCUCCCGCGUUUGGUGCAGUAACCAGCAACCACUGCACUGUGCCUUUUCUCUGGAGCGCUACACACCUGCUACAACUCAGCUAUCCUGCAAGAUCUGUGUACGGCAGGUAAAAGGACAUGAGUUGAUUCUUCAGGUUCAAACAUCUAUUCUGGAGAAUGAACGAGAAACUAUAGCUUUCUUUGCUCCAGAGGACAGCAAUUUCCCUGCACAUAAUGGUCCGAAAGCCUUCAAGAUUCCGCACUCCAUCAGGCAGAGGAUAUGUGCAACGUUUGACACACCCAACUCCAAAGGAAAGGACUGGCAGCUGUUAGCGCAGAAGUUGUCCAUAAACAGGAAUUUGAGCUACUUUGCUACUAAAACCAGUCCAUCUGCUGUGAUCUUGGACCUAUGGGAAGCUCGAUACCCCUUUGAUGGAAACCUGGAUUCACUGGCCUGUGCACUGGAGGAAAUUGGAAGGACACAAAACAAACUGUCACUUGUCACAGAGACUCAUGCAGAGGAUCCAGAUUUCAGCUACAGUCGACAAAAUGGCCUUUGAGAACUCACAUAUACCAUGGCUAGUUGAAGCCAGUGUUUAAAUAUGGAUUGUAACCCUUCUCAAAGGGUACUGAGGGGCAGGAGUAUUUAAGGCAAUGCCAUUUACACGUUCCCCACGUCAGAGAACAGAUAAGGCCUUAUCAGUUUUAAAGCCAAAUGAUCUCAAGAUGCUUUGCUCUUUGAAUGAACUUUAGGACAUUCAUUAAAGGAACCUUACUUGUGCAAAAAGGUUUUUUUUAAAAAAAGCCAUUAGAAAUAGAGGGAGUUUAGAAGUAGAUAUUUCAGAAGAAAAGAAUGAGCCUUGUGAUUAUAGAAGACAUAUCAAAUGAACAUGGUCUUUUAUUAAUCAGCUGAAGGUCAGGGAGGAAAACAACGUAAUUACUGUAAAAAAAAAACAUGGUACAUUGUAUAGAACCUUCUAUAGCCCCCUUCUAUGUACAGCUUCCCCAAGCUGCUUUGCCUUAGAGAAUGUAGAAUGCAGUAGCUUACACCUGAGUGAAUACCAGGCAUUGCUAUCUUGUGUGGUCUCUACAACAUGUUUUUGACUCAAGCUGCCAUAAUAAGUUAGUGAACCCAGCUUGCUAGAAUGAGUGAGCUGUAUAACUCAUUCCACUAGGGUAUCUACCAGCCCAUCUUUCUAGUAGACCUUAUUAUGCUGCGCAAUGUUGGCGCUCUAAAAAUACAAGUUAAUAAUUAUGCUCAUUUAACUCAACGUCUCAAUGAGCGAGUCAUAAAUGUCUGUUGAGGGUAUGAGUAAAACUCUAAAACUCUAUAACAUCAGUUCUCCACCUGUGAUCCCAGGAUCCCUUUUUAUUGUUGGAACAACACAGGAGUCUGUGUAACAGAAAUCCUCACCAGUUUCAGAAAAAGCUAAUAUUU
Messenger RNA from Xenopus laevis (African clawed frog), 4517 nucleotides. It is a transcript of the gene unc5d.L, whose product is annotated as netrin receptor UNC5D-like. The record is from RefSeq and is a predicted model, not a curated record. Bases 796 to 3639 code for a protein of 947 amino acids. Lineage: Eukaryota; Metazoa; Chordata; Amphibia; Anura; Pipidae. The transcript is spliced from 17 exons.